Messenger RNA from Tigriopus californicus, 680 nucleotides. RefSeq lists its product as uncharacterized. Gene Ontology annotation, molecular function: zinc ion binding. Lineage: Eukaryota; Metazoa; Arthropoda; Copepoda; Harpacticoida; Harpacticidae. The record is from RefSeq and is a predicted model, not a curated record.
CAAUGAAAAGGAAUAGAUUCCCUUGCAAUUCCGCACUCUGCUUGGUUCGUUGCGAAAGUUGCCCCAAAGACAGGACGUGUGCCCAUGAAUAUACUUGCACUUGCACCUGGUAUGCUUACAGUAAUAUCUGCAAGCAUAUUCACAUAUUGGCUUUGUUGACUUUGAAGCCUGUUCAGUGCGAAAACAUCAGUCAGACAAAUGAAAAUGACCUCUUCAAACACGAACAUUUUAGCACGGCUAAAAGAAGUUCCGAGACCGAGGAGGCGGUUGGAAUAAUCAUUGAGGAGCCGGCCAGAAGCGGAGAGGAAGAAGCCCAAAACAUGGAAUCAUUCUUGGCGGAGUGUGAUAAGGUUGGUGGAGCAAUCCGUGCCAUCAGAAACGUUGUGAAAUCUAAUGACUACAACAUGAAGGAGAAGAUGGUUCUCAUGGAACCCUACCGACAGCCUUUUGCCGAUAUAUUGAAUAUUACUCGCAUUCCCAAUCCAACCAAUUUUCCAAGACUUGACCGGAAGAGGGUACACGUACCACAAAACCGCUCGUUUUUCCCCCGAAAGCUAGCCAAGGGCAACCCUCGGGAUUUGGACGUAUUAUAAUUGACGGCACUUUUACCAGGAGCUUCCUUCUGUAAAUGUUUAAUAUAGUUUACUUUUACAACACUAAAUAUAAUUUUGUGAUGUUGA